Coregonus clupeaformis (lake whitefish) is the source of this 1241-nucleotide messenger RNA. RefSeq names its product retinal homeobox protein Rx1-like. The record is from RefSeq and is a predicted model, not a curated record. The transcript is spliced from 4 exons. Gene Ontology annotation, molecular function: DNA-binding transcription factor activity, RNA polymerase II-specific; RNA polymerase II cis-regulatory region sequence-specific DNA binding. Lineage: Eukaryota; Metazoa; Chordata; Actinopteri; Salmoniformes; Salmonidae. The coding region runs from base 201 to 1175 and encodes 324 amino acids. Gene Ontology annotation, biological process: positive regulation of transcription by RNA polymerase II.
CUAACAGAACUCCCAUCCACAGUCAUUUACAACUUGUCAGAGAGAGGAGCCACAACGCCUGGCUCAGCACUGGUAGAGGAUGUGUACUGUAACUAAGUUACCUGGAUAGAGACUGACAGGAAAUCCAAGGACAGACAGAUCUGGAUCCCCCAUCGAAGUGCUCUUUGACAUCAUCCUUCUUUUCUUGGACGCAUUUGUCAAUGGAUACCUUGGGAAUGAAGGACGAUGGCUGCCUGUUACCAGACAACUACCAUGACAUGGUGAAGGGAGGGGGGUCUAGCGGAGGAGGACGGGUCCACAGCAUUGACCUGACCCUGGGCUUCAGUAAGGACCAGGACCCCCUGCUCACCCCCAUAGGGUACGAAUGGACCCAUAAAGUGGACACUGAGGGCCUGGAGGACCACCAGGGGAAGCAGGGCCAGUCAGACCCCUACAGACACCUCCCCAGUCUGGGGGACAGCACCCAGCACUCUGCCUUCCACGAGUCAGGCCUUUUCUCCAGGGACAAGUGUGACGGGGACCUGGGAGACCUCCAGAAGGGGGUGGACAGCGAGGGAAAGUCCCCUGAGCCGCCAAAGGAGGACCACCCUAAGAAGAAGCACCGGCGUAACCGCACCACCUUCACCACCUUCCAGCUCCAUGAGUUGGAGAAGGCCUUUGAGAAGUCCCACUACCCUGACGUCUACAACCGGGAGCAGCUGGCCAUGAAGGUCAACCUCCUUGAGGUCCGUGUCCAGGUGUGGUUCCAGAACCGUCGGGCUAAGUGGAGACGUCAGGAGAAGAUGGACUCCAGCUCAACAAAGCUCCACAACUUCCCCAUGCUGUCCUUCAACCGGCCGCCCAUGCCCUCCAAUGUGGGGCCCAUGUCCAACCCAUUACCCCUGGACCCCUGGCUGGCCUUGUCCAUGCCCAGCGCCACCCCAAUGCACACUAUCCCCGGAUAUACAGGCCUAGGGCAGGGUCCUCACCUUCAGCCUGCCUACCCCAACCACUCCCACUCCCUUAGCCACAGCCAUGGCUUCCUCGACAGUCCACCAGGACAUGGUAUGGUGCACCAGGUGAUGGUACAGGGGAUGCAGUCUAUGGCCCCGCCACCCUACCAGUGCCCCCCCAGCUUCAAUGAUAAGUACCCUCUGCUAAGGACCUGGAACACAGUACCAGCAUCGCAGCACUGAGGGUGAAGGCUAAGGAACACAUCCGUUCCAUGGAUAAAACCUGGCAGCAUUAUGUGAUCACAGAGA